AUGGAAGAGGCGGAGCACAAGGAUGCCCUAGUCGUUGCAGGGACGGAAGUGCUAGCUGCGCUGCUAGCAGGUAUGAUGAUGGCACGGGUUACGGCCGGAUUUAAGGGGGGUGUGAAGGAAGAUAAGGAAGAGAGGGAAGAUGACAUUAUGUCGGUUUGA
Molecule: messenger RNA, 159 nt
Organism: Pyrenophora tritici-repentis Pt-1C-BFP
Lineage: Eukaryota; Fungi; Ascomycota; Dothideomycetes; Pleosporales; Pleosporaceae
Source: RefSeq, a predicted model, not a curated record